Messenger RNA from Aspergillus costaricaensis CBS 115574, 2130 nucleotides. Its product is annotated as putative G1/S-specific cyclin Pcl5. NCBI's taxonomy places the organism in Eukaryota, Fungi, Ascomycota, Eurotiomycetes, Eurotiales, Aspergillaceae. The record is from RefSeq and is a predicted model, not a curated record. Bases 1 to 2130 code for a protein of 709 amino acids. The transcript has 2 exons. Gene Ontology annotation, molecular function: protein kinase binding; cyclin-dependent protein serine/threonine kinase regulator activity. Gene Ontology annotation, cellular component: nucleus; cyclin-dependent protein kinase holoenzyme complex. Gene Ontology annotation, biological process: regulation of cyclin-dependent protein serine/threonine kinase activity.
AUGUCAGGGAUUGACAUUUUGGGUUUGAAGGAUCCAAACCCGAACAGCCAAAUCCGAACGGCUUAUGCGCACCCGUAUGCAUCCUCGGUCUCUUCCUCCGCCUCUUCCUCGUCCUCUUCGGUCUUCUCGCUAGAUGGCCUGUCCACCCAGAGCUCCAUCUCCUCAACCGCGACGAACCCGGUUGAUGUGAUCUGGGAGAAUGAAGGCGAAUACCAGGCUGGGGGAAGAGCACUUGCUGCUGCAAACGGUGCGCGCGGUUACCUAAGGGGCGUGGUCCCGAAGGCAACUGAUCCUGCUAUUCCGCCCGAGUUACGUAAGCAUCCGCGGCGGACCAACAGUUCAUGCACGCGGCCUCCGCCGUGUCUUUUGAGACAAUCGGAACGGAAGGUCAACUUUGUCGAUAAUCUUGUCGACACCGCGUCGCAGAUUGUUGAGGUCAUUUGGCCCUUGUCGGCUGUCUCGCUGCGGAGUGAUUCGGCGACUGGAUGCAAAGGCGUCUUGCCUCUGCGGACAUUCAUCCAGGAGACACUCCGCCGCUCCCGCACCAGCUAUAGUACCCUCCAGGUGGCGCUUUACUAUCUCAUCAAGAUUAAGCCCCACGUGCCGAGCCAUGAGGCGACUCAGGACCAGGCCCGGGGCAAGCCCGUCUGCCGGGCUAUGCAGUGUGGGCGGCGCAUGUUUCUUGCAGCGCUAAUCCUCGCAUCCAAGUAUCUCCAAGAUCGCAACUAUUCCGCUCGCGCUUGGAGUAAGAUCUCCGGUUUGAACACGGCCGAGAUCAACCAGAACGAACUGAUGUUUCUGGAAGCGGUUAACUGGCGACUCCAUAUCCCCGAGUCUCUUUUUCAGCGCUGGACUGACAUUGUACUGAAGUACACUCCUGGUGCUGGUAACAUGGCUUUUGGGGAUGGGCAAUGUUGGCGUACGAUCAUCCCGAAGCUCACGCCUGACCUAGAGGAAUUUGACGCCAGCCCCGCGACACCUACCAUGCAGUCUUUUGGCUCCCGCUCGGUGUCGGACUCGCCAUCCCCUCGGGGCACAUCGUUCAAGAGGGAUCUUCCCGGCCAAGCAACAAACGAGCCCGUCAGCCUGCCCUCCAUCCAUGAGCAAAUCGCUGCAUGCGGGCGUCAAGCGCUGGAGUCGGUGACUCGUAAAGAGACCACACUUCCCUCUCUCCCGUCAUUGCCGCCCAUGCCGCGGCCGGCUAUGCUGCCGACACCGCAGAUGACGCCUCAAGCGAGCAUCGCCUCCACUCCUGCAGUGAGUGCUGGCGGUAUGCCUGCGCACCGCCGUUACAUGCAAACUGCUAUGUCCCAGGCGCAAAACAUGUGCACGGCGCGGUCGAUCUACGACCAGCGCCCGUCACUACAGUUUUGCCCUCGGGCUAACACGUUUGAUGGGUACCCUAACUUGGUGCGCCGGUCCUCUCUGGCCCGCUCGGCUUCCUCUGCGUCAUCUCCGGAUUCGAUGAUCUCGGAUGUGUCAAGCAUGUCGUCGCAGUCAUCGCGAUCGUCAUCUAUGUCCUCCAGCUCUUCAACUGGUGUGUCUGCUAUGCCUCGCCUGGCUGUUCAGGCCACGCUCCGAUGCACUGGCAACUCCCUCAAGGAGUGCCGCAAGAAUCUGGCCAUCGCAUCGCCCAUCGAUGAGGGCGCACUCGGAGAUAUCUACAGCUCGCCUGAGACUUAUGGCGGUCCUCUUGGCCAGGUUCCGGAUAUGUCCGGCUACUCGCUGGAGCCCCCGGUGGACCUGUCUUCUGCUCACGAGGCAGCACAGAGUCUUUGUGCUCUUUCUGGUGCUGUUCCUCGCGCUCAGCAAACGAUCGAGCAACAGAACGUUGGUCAGCGUGUGUGUCGCAAACGCGGCCGCACCGGAUCCGAGGACAUGCUGCACGGUCAAAUCCGUCAUCUCGUCAAGUCCAAAACCUUUGCUGAAGGCACUGUACUACCUGAUGGGAACAUGGCGGAUCUGUUCCUGAACCCCGAGGCCCGCCGCACGCAAACUCUCACCGCUUCUCAGCUGAGUGCAUUGAACUACAACGUUCCGCUCUCGGGCCCCGUUGGCAUGAAGCGUGCCUGCUGCGGGAGCGAAGCCAGGAAGAUUGCGCUCAACCCAAGCAUGCGGGCUGACUACUAG